Messenger RNA from Jaminaea rosea, 746 nucleotides. RefSeq lists its product as hypothetical. Bases 204 to 581 code for a protein of 125 amino acids. The transcript is spliced from 3 exons. The record is from RefSeq and is a predicted model, not a curated record. Lineage: Eukaryota; Fungi; Basidiomycota; Exobasidiomycetes; Microstromatales.
AUUGAAUUGUGUGCUGAGAACUGCGACUACAUAUGCCGAGUCCCUUCCCCUCUGCAUUUUUCCUAUCCUUCUACUCCAUCUCCUCGUCAUCUGAAUCGCCCCCCAAAGUCUCGUCCCUCGGCACGACGAGCUCGAACAGCUCCUCGUCCUCCUCGUCAUCGCUCUCCAGGGUGGCCUCGUAAGCCCCGGUGCGCGUUGCCGCAAUGGCUUCGUCGCAAAAUUGCUGGCCCUUUUGGGCGUGGCGCAGGUGGGAUGCCUUGUGCGACGCCUUCUCCUCCGUCUUGUCCUCCUCGUCCUCUAUGAGAGCACGUCGGCUGCGAAGAAGGAAGAGGAGGGCGGCAAUGUACUCGGCGCUCUGCGCCUCCAGGAAUCGCCUACGUCGGUCUCGAGAGCGAAACUUGCUGAGCUCGUCGGCAGAGAGUUUAGGAGGGGCGACGGCAGCGGGAGCCAAGUUGUUGUUGGCGGGAAGGAGCUCGAUGGGAGGCUUGUUGGGGACCGCCUUCCAAGCCUGGCGUCGGUUGUACAGCCGAAUGUACGACGCUAAGCCUCUGCCGUCGAUUGCCUUUUGUAGAGCCUGCUGACGGUUCCUCGCCCUGCGUCGAUGAGGAUAUAGAGAGUGUAGUUUGUGGAUGUCGGCGAGCGAGGGGACGUCGCCCUGAACAAUCAGGAAUGUGAGAUCCUCCCCGUCUGGGCCUACGCUGUUACCAUGGGCCUCGGUGAGGGCGCCGCCGCGAAAGCCAGCGUCG